Molecule: messenger RNA, 507 nt
Organism: Durusdinium trenchii
Lineage: Eukaryota; Dinophyceae; Suessiales; Symbiodiniaceae
Source: the annotation of a GenBank genome assembly
AUGGAGAACGGCUUCGCGCUGGAUGCGUACCACGUCCCCAAAUGCGGUGCAGAAGGGCCAGUACACGGUGGAACCAUGCCAAAGGCGUCCAAUGAGGCUGGCAGUUUGUUCACUGAGGUGAAGAAGAAUGCAAAGUUGCCUGGUCCAGACUAUUACAACAAAGAAGGGAAGCCUUUUGGCCAAAAGGCGCCCUUGGGGCAGUUCAGCCGCAUUGCUCGGGACGAUCACAACUCCAAGAAGAACUGGCCGGCGGUUGGCCAGUAUGAAACCAUCACCCCGGUCUGUACGCCGCGGACGCGUGGGGGCAUUAUGGCCAAAUCUGCGCGUGGAUGCCUCAUCUACGACCAGGCGGUGAUGGAGGGCAAGUGGAAGCCAGCGCCUGGAAAGUGCGCUGACGGAAUCAACGGAACUGGGGCUGGUGGAAUCGGCGGUUGGACUAGGGGAGCUGAGAAUGAGUGCGACGGCUUUUUGGUGCGUUUGAUUUUGCUGGUGAAAGAGAGCAGCUGA